Oldenlandia corymbosa var. corymbosa is the source of this 297-nucleotide messenger RNA. NCBI's taxonomy places the organism in Eukaryota, Viridiplantae, Streptophyta, Magnoliopsida, Gentianales, Rubiaceae. The record is from the annotation of a GenBank genome assembly.
AUGGGUGGAACUUCCCCUUACGGAGGAACUCAGGAAGAACUUGAAAAGCUAGGCCGUUUUGCUGUUCAAGAAUACAAUAAUAAGGAGAAUGCACUUCUUGAAUUCGUUAGAGUGAUUGACGCUUUGGAAACCGGAGUUGACGGUAUAAUGUAUGAUCUUGUUCUGGAGGCAGUGGAUGGUGGCGAGAAGAAAAUCUACGAAGCCAAAGUUUGGGAGCAGCCCUGGAUGAACUUCAAGGAGCUUGAUCAAUUUGAGCACGAGGACUUGAUUUACAGAAGUUAUGAUUACGACAAUUAA